This is a messenger RNA of Onychostoma macrolepis, 456 nucleotides long. Its product is annotated as histone H4. The coding region runs from base 98 to 409 and encodes 103 amino acids. Gene Ontology annotation, molecular function: structural constituent of chromatin; protein heterodimerization activity; DNA binding. The transcript has a single exon. Gene Ontology annotation, cellular component: nucleosome. NCBI's taxonomy places the organism in Eukaryota, Metazoa, Chordata, Actinopteri, Cypriniformes, Cyprinidae. Gene Ontology annotation, biological process: nucleosome assembly. The record is from RefSeq and is a predicted model, not a curated record.
CUAGGUCCUGUAAGCAAUUGUAAAGCUCUUCUUGCACCUCUACAGCUUUCACAGUCAAGUCUGAUUGUGUAACAUAGCAGUUUGAAGAUCUGUAAGCAUGUCUGGAAGAGGUAAAGGCGGUAAAGGACUCGGGAAAGGAGGCGCUAAGCGGCACCGUAAAGUCCUGCGGGAUAACAUCCAGGGCAUCACCAAACCCGCCAUCCGUCGUCUCGCUCGCCGCGGCGGAGUCAAGCGUAUCUCCGGUCUGAUCUACGAGGAGACCCGCGGUGUGCUGAAGGUGUUCCUGGAGAACGUGAUCCGCGAUGCCGUUACCUACACCGAGCACGCCAAGAGAAAGACCGUCACCGCCAUGGACGUCGUGUACGCGCUGAAACGACAGGGACGCACUCUGUACGGCUUCGGAGGAUAAACACGUCCGUGUUGCCAUAGAAACCCAACGGCUCUUUUAAGAGCCAC